AUGGUCAAUGAGUUAAGAACAAAUUAUCAAUUGGAUCAGUCUGAAUUGGCACGUCAAAAUCAAAUAACACAACAAAUACUUGCAAACUAUUUGGAACGUAAAUUAUUUGGUGGUAGUAGAGCUGGAAAUCAAAAAAUACCAACGAUCGAUGAAAUUCUACCAAAACCAACACAAAGACCGAAACCACGAGGUUUUGCCUCUUCAAGUUUACAAAAUUUGAAACGAGGCACAAAUGCAAACCGAAAUCGUUUCGGUGCAUAUAAUAAAAAUCAAAAAUAUCGCUUCCGUGGUAGUGCACUACAAAAAAAGAAAGAAGAAGAACCUAUUGAAGAAGAACCAGAAGAGCAACCAAGAGAUCAACCAGAAGAUGACAUUGAAGAGAAUAUAAAUAGUAAAAUUCCUAAUGAUGAAAUUGAAAAUGAAGCUGAAUCAUUACAGAGCGUAGAAUCAGAACAAUAUGAUCGUUAUUAUAGUGACAUAUUUAGUCGUGAUCCGCAUGAGAAUGAAAUCGACAGCGGUAAGUUCAAUAAUUCAAAUUAA
Molecule: messenger RNA, 540 nt
Organism: Teleopsis dalmanni
Lineage: Eukaryota; Metazoa; Arthropoda; Insecta; Diptera; Diopsidae
Exons: 2
Coding region: 1-540 (179 amino acids)
Source: RefSeq, a predicted model, not a curated record